Molecule: messenger RNA, 930 nt
Organism: Penicillium lagena
Lineage: Eukaryota; Fungi; Ascomycota; Eurotiomycetes; Eurotiales; Aspergillaceae
Product: type 1 glutamine amidotransferase
Exons: 1
Coding region: 1-930 (309 amino acids)
Cellular component (GO): cytosol; nucleus
Source: RefSeq, a predicted model, not a curated record
AUGGUUCGCAACAUCCACGUCGCCGUUCUCGAUGUUGACAUCCCAGCCCGUAUUCUCUACGAGGCCCGCGGGCUUUGCAGCGCGCACUUUCGCAAUAUCCUCCAAGAGACCGCGGGACAGAUCAACGAAAGCGGCUUAGCGAGUGACAAUCCUAUCAAUAUCAGCGUUACUCCAUACGACAUUCGAGGAGGCCACUACCCUGAUUUUCGCAAGAUGCGUGGCCAUCUCGAUCAGAUCCAGUGGCCCGAAACGUCUCCCAUUGACGCUAUCUUGAUCACUGGGGGCGAGCCAGGAGUGUAUGAAAUGGACCAGUCGCCGUGGAUGCAAACCCUAGCGAAAUUUCUCAGAGAGAUCUACGACCGAUACCCAGAAGUCCGUAUCCUGGGCACCUGUUUCGGCCACCAGCUGAUCUCGCACAUCCUUGUCCGCGAUCCGAAGGACCCCGUGCGGGAUGUAUUUGUCGAGAAAUGCCCCCUCGGAAGAGAAGUCGGUAUCUACACCGUGCAGCUUGAAAAUGCAUUCAUUCGAUCAUUCCCAGGAGCACUGGGGCAUCUUUCACAAGGCCAACUACGCAUCCAAAUGUUUCACGGUGACAGAGUGAUGGCCGUGGAAAAAGGCCAGGCUGUGACUCUUACCGACUCGCUGCCAGUGUCUCUGCCGGCACCUUGGAUCAAUGUGGGCAGCACACCGAUCUGCCCUAUUCAAGGACUGUAUCAUCCCGGGAGAGUCCUGUCUGUGCAAGGGCACUAUGAACUCGACGCGUUUGGAAUGCAGAAGAUGUGUUUGGAUUCUGCACCGCGGAUGCAGUGGAAGCAGUCGAAGUUGGCACUGUUUUUGGAGCAAGUUGGGCCUGAUUUCGAAGAACGACAAGAUGAUGCGAGAGCGUUUGCGUCUGCGGUCGUUUGCUUUUUGGCGGGAGUCGAAUUCUGA